GGCCCACCUGCCCAUGGAGAAGUCAUUCAGCGUCUACUCGUCGCCAUCUCGCCUGGAUGGGAAGUCCCCCACCGAGACGUGGAGGGGGUCCCCAAUGUCCACUCACUCCUCUCUCCAAUCCUCCAUGGUUGGAGCUGAGCCUAGCCGCAGCCCUUACCGACCAGACAUUGAUGGUCUCAGGGCAAUAGCGGUGAUCGCGGUGGUGAUCUAUCACUUGGAUCCCGCAUGGCUACCAACAGGACUGGUCGGUGUCGACAUGUUCUUUAUCAUCUCCGGCUUCGUGGUGACCUCUUCAUUGAGAGAUCGCUUCGAGAAGGCCGGUAGCUUCUACGAAUUUGCCAUCGACUUCUUCGCGCGGCGUGCGAAGCGAUUGCUUCCGUUGUCUCUCCUGGUCAUUUGCUGCGCCGCUCUGAGCCUGGCUCUGGUAGCACCCCAGUGGGAUCCGCGAGCGGAAAGAUUUCUUCUGGUGGGCCUUUCUGGCAC
Symbiodinium sp. CCMP2456 is the source of this 483-nucleotide messenger RNA. The record is from the annotation of a GenBank genome assembly. Lineage: Eukaryota; Dinophyceae; Suessiales; Symbiodiniaceae.